Messenger RNA from Cotesia glomerata, 1228 nucleotides. RefSeq lists its product as uncharacterized. Lineage: Eukaryota; Metazoa; Arthropoda; Insecta; Hymenoptera; Braconidae. The record is from RefSeq and is a predicted model, not a curated record. The transcript has 4 exons. Gene Ontology annotation, molecular function: DNA binding. Gene Ontology annotation, biological process: DNA integration; DNA transposition. Bases 59 to 1228 code for a protein of 389 amino acids.
GCGAUGCAAUUCAACCUAGACUUGGAAGCAGUCGGUAGGUUUUUCUGUCACUUUCAGUAUGAACUUCGUAAGACUAACUUUAGUGAUUUUUUUCGCGGCAAAAAUAACCGCGUCCUUUGACGUUGAGUCCCCAAAUUCCAUCGAGGAAAUAAUUGAAUUUGUCGCGGAGAUUACUGAUUCCAUUAAUGGAGAGAAGUUAAAUGCAACCGAGGAGCUGGUGGAUAAUUUUAGGAUCGACGGGUACCGAAAUUACGGAGAAGUUGUCAGGAAAUAUUUCGCUGAGUUUCUACAUUCAAAAGUGACCGAUGAACAGAUCGAGGAAUUGAAGAAUUGUAUCGACAAAAUAGACAAAGCGUGGAUAAAAUUUAGGUCUGAAGAGGGUGAAGCCGAGUUACGCGAAUUCGUGAAGCUGUUGCCGAAGAUUUUGAGCAAACUGUACAGUAUUUACGUCGGAAAUGGUCGAGGUAUCAAAGGAUUCCCAACUCGAGUUGCAACAGAUUCGCGACCUUCGGAAUGCGAAAGAACAGAAAACGACCAAUUGCGCCUGCGAAAACUUCAUCAAAUUUUGAUACUUUCAGAAAUCCGCGGAUUUAUUUUAUCCCUAAAAGCUUCCGAAGACCCUCAAAAGGCAGCAGCUCGUGCUAUUUUUCACUCCCAACAAUAUUUGCAGGCUACUUGCCAAGGUUUCCUGAAUAAAUUUAUUCAUCAUCGAAGCUGUGACCCUCCAGAGGACAUUAAAGGUGAAACCUUUUCUAAAUUUCUGGGCCUUUUUCAAGGCGUGGUAGUCAAUGAGCUCCAAAUUGACACCGUCUCCGACUUUAAUCAUUGCCGAGGGGAUUGCGACCAUGUGGACUACUCGAAAAUUGUCCUAGGGUUAUAUGGCCGAAGACCGGCUAAAAAACCUUUAAUAUCGAAAAAAAACAGGAAGUCUCGUCUUGAGUUCGCGAAACAGCAUAUAUCGUGGUCAAGUUUAGAGUGGUCUAAAGUUUUAUGGAGUGACGAAAGUAAAUUUAAUUUAAUGUCACCUGAUGGUAUCAAGUACAUUCGGCGUCCAGUAAACAAAAAAUACGAUUAUCGGUAUCAAAUACCCACAGUUAAACAUAGAGGUGGUAGUGUGAUGGUUUGGGGAUGUUUUUCACGGUCUGGAGUUGGACCAUUAGUUCGAAUAGAAAGAAAAAUGGAUCAGUUCAUGUAUGCAAAUAUAUUAAAGUCUCAGAUGUUACCAUAA